Messenger RNA from Ascochyta rabiei, 1137 nucleotides. RefSeq names its product centractin- actin- protein of the dynactin complex. The record is from RefSeq and is a predicted model, not a curated record. The coding region runs from base 1 to 1137 and encodes 378 amino acids. The transcript has 4 exons. NCBI's taxonomy places the organism in Eukaryota, Fungi, Ascomycota, Dothideomycetes, Pleosporales, Didymellaceae.
AUGGGCUCACGACUUCACAAUGCGCCCAUUGUUAUCGACAACGGUAGCGGCACAAUAAGAGCUGGUUUCGCAGGCGAGGAUGUACCGAAAUGCUUUUUCCCAUCGUACGUGGGGCGGCCAAAGCAUGUGCGAACAAUGGCAGGAGCAUUGGAGGGCGAGCUGUUCAUUGGGCCGCAAGCGCAACAAUAUAGGGGCCUUUUCAAGAUCAACUAUCCUUUAGAGCAUGGCAUUGUCACAGAUUGGGAUGAUAUGGAGCGGAUAUGGCAGUACGUCUACAACGAGGGGCUUAAGACGGUCAGCGAAGAUCACCCAGUGCUCCUCACAGAACCGCCUCUAAACCCUCGAGAGAAUCGCGACGUGGCAGCCCAGAUCCUCUUCGAAACAUUCAACGUCCCCGCACUGUACAGCUCUGUACAAGCCGUCCUUUCGCUCUACGCUUCGGGGAAAACAACAGGACUUGUCCUGGACUCUGGAGAUGGCGUGUCCCACGCAGUGCCGGUUUUCCAAGGAUUCGCGAUACCCAACAGCAUCCGGCGGAUAGAUGUAGCAGGGAGAGAUGUGACUGAGCACCUACAGCAGCUGCUACGGAAAGGUGGCAACAUUUUUCACACAAGCGCAGAGAAGGAGACGGUCAAAGCGAUCAAGGAGACAACAGGCUACGUAGCCCUCGAUCCGAUAAAGGAAGAGAAGGAGUGGUCCGGGAACAGGUCAGACGGCAAGAGUGUCGAUUACACGCUGCCAGACGGACAUAAGCUGAAGGUCGGUGCAGAACGCUUCCGCGCCCCGGAGAUCCUCUUCAAUCCCGAGAUCAUCGGUCUAGAGUACCCUGGUGUACACCAGAUUGUCGUCGAGGCCAUUCACAGGACAGACAUGGACCUGCGGAAGGCGCUAUAUGGCAACAUUGUGCUCUCAGGUGGCUCUACGCUGACAAAGGGAUUCGGUAACAGGUUACUCCAUGAGGUGCAAAGACUGGCUGUCAAGGACAUGAGGAUCAAGAUCCUCGCGCCGCCCGAGCGCAUUUACACCACAUGGACUGGCGGCAGCAUUCUCGCCGGCCUGAGUACCUUCAAAAAGAUGUGGGUUGAAAAGGACGAGUGGCAGGAGAACCCAGACAUCAUCCACGCCAAAUUCGCCUAG